Messenger RNA from Equus quagga, 3646 nucleotides. It is a transcript of the gene PRTG, whose product is annotated as protogenin. The transcript is spliced from 20 exons. NCBI's taxonomy places the organism in Eukaryota, Metazoa, Chordata, Mammalia, Perissodactyla, Equidae. The record is from RefSeq and is a predicted model, not a curated record. Gene Ontology annotation, molecular function: protein binding. Gene Ontology annotation, cellular component: axon; plasma membrane. Gene Ontology annotation, biological process: axon guidance; cell-cell adhesion. Bases 50 to 3646 code for a protein of 1198 amino acids.
GACAGCGGCUGCGGGGCGGCCGGAGAGCAUGCCCGCGCAGCCCCGCUGAAUGGCGCCUUCUCUGCGACCCCUCGUCCGGCUGCGGCCGCCAGGGAUGCUGCUCCGCGCGCUCCUGCUGCUCCUCUGCUCCGUUCCAGGAGUGUGGUGCUUUAGCGAGCUGUUUUUUAUAAGAGAACCACAGGAUGUAACUGUCACAAGAAAGGACCCAGUCAUUUUAGAGUGCCAAGCUCAUGGAGAAGUUCCUAUUAAGGUCACAUGGUUGAAAAAUGGAGCAAAAGUGUCUGAAAAUAAACGGAUCCAGGUUCUGUCUAACGGCUCUUUAUACAUCAGUGAGGUGGAAGGCAAGCGAGGAGAGCACGCUGAUGAAGGAUUUUAUCAGUGCUUGGCAAUGAACAAAUAUGGAGCCAUCCUUAGUCAAAAAGCUCAUCUUACCUUAUCAACUAUUUCUGCAUUUGAAGUUCAACCAGUUUCUACUGAGGUCCAAGAAGGUGGAGUUGCUAGAUUUGCAUGCAAGAUUUCAUCAAACCCUCCUGCAGUCAUAACAUGGGAAUUAAACCGGACAACCCUACCUGUAACUACGGACAGGAUAACUACCCUGCCAACAGGAGUAUUGCAGAUCUAUGACGUCGGCCACGGGGAUGCUGGAAAUUACCGUUGUGUUGCUGCUACUGUAGCCCACAGGCGUAAGAGUGUGGAGGCCUCUCUAACAGUGAUUCCAGCUAAGGAGUCUAAAUCCUUUCACACACCAACCAUUAUAGCAGGUCCACAGAAUAUAACGACAUCUCUUCAUCAGACUGUUGUUUUGGAAUGUGUGGCCGUUGGAAAUCCCAAACCAAUCAUUUCUUGGAGCCGUCUUGAUCACAAGUCCAUUGAUGUCUUUAAUACUCGGGUACUUGGAAAUGGUAAUCUCAUGAUAUCUGAUGUCAAGCUGCAACAUGCUGGAGUAUAUGUUUGUCGGGCCACUACCCCAGGCACACGAAACUUUACUGUUGCCAUGGCAACGUUAACUGUAUUAGCUCCUCCUUCAUUUGUCGAAUGGCCAGAAAGUUUAACGAGGCCUCGAGCUGGCACUGCUCGAUUUGUAUGUCAGGCGGAAGGAAUCCCCUCACCCAAAAUGUCAUGGUUGAAAAACGGAAGGAAGAUACAUUCAAAUGGUAGAAUUAAAAUGUACAACAGUAAAUUGGUAAUUAACCAGAUUAUUCCUGAAGAUGAUGCUAUUUAUCAGUGCAUGGCUGAGAACAGUCAAGGAUCUAUUUUAUCUAGAGCCAGACUGACUGUAGUAAUGUCAGAAGACAGACCCAGUGCUCCCUAUAAUGUGCAUGCUGAAACCAUGUCAAGUUCAGCCAUCCUUUUAGCUUGGGAGAGGCCACUUUAUAAUUCAGACAAAGUCAUCGCUUAUUCUGUGCACUACAUGAAAGCAGAAGGUUUAAAUAAUGAAGAGUAUCAAGUAGUCAUCGGAAAUGACACAACUCAUUAUAUUAUCGAUGACUUAGAACCUGCCAGCAAUUAUACUUUCUACAUUGUGGCAUAUAUGCCAAUGGGAGCCAGCCAGAUGUCCGACCAUGUGACACAGAAUACUUUAGAGGAUGUUCCCCUGAGACCUCCUGAAAUUAGCUUGACAAGUCGAAGUCCCACCGAUAUUCUCAUCUCCUGGCUGCCAAUCCCAGCCAAAUACCGGCGGGGCCAAGUGGUGCUGUAUCGCCUGUCCUUCCGCCUCAGCACUGAGAAUUCCAUCCAAGUUCUGGAGCUCCCGGGGACCAUGCAUGAGUACCUUCUGGAGGGCCUGAAACCUGAUAGUGUCUACCUGGUGCGGAUUACUGCUGCCACCAGAGUGGGGCUGGGAGAGUCGUCAGUGUGGACUUCACACAGGACACCCAAAGCUACAAGUGUGAAAGCCCCUAAAUCCCCAGAGUUACAUCUGGAGCCUCUGAACUGUACCACCAUUUCUGUGAAGUGGCAGCAAGAUGCUGAGGACACAGCAACCAUUCAGGGCUACAAGCUGUACUACAAGGAGGAAGGGCAGCAGGAGAACGGACCCAUUUUCUUGGGCACCAGUGACCUUGUCUAUACUCUCAGUGGUUUAGACCCCAGAAGAAAAUAUCAUGUGAGGCUGCUGGCUUACAGCAACAUAGAGGAUGGCUACCAGGCAGACCAGACAGCCAGCACUCCAGGAUGCGUGUCUGUUCGAGAUCGGAUGGUUCCUCCUCCACCACCACCCCACCACCUCUAUGCGAAGGCCAACACCUCGUCUUCCAUCUUCCUGCACUGGAGGAGGCCUGCGUUCACCACUGCCCAAGUAAUUAACUACACCAUCCGCUGUAACCCUGUCGGCCUGCAGAAUGCUUCUUUGGUUCUGUACCUUCAAACAUCAGAAACUCACAUGUUGGUUCAAGGUCUGGAACCAAACACCAAAUAUGAAUUUGCUGUUCGAUUACAUGUGGAUCAGCUUUCCAGUCCCUGGAGCCCCGUUGUCUACCAGGCUACUCUUCCAGAAGCACCAGCAGGCCCACCAGUUGGAGUAAAGGUGACGUUGAUAGAAGAUGACACUGCUCUGGUUUCUUGGAAACCCCCUGAUGGCCCAGAGACAGUUGUGACGCGCUAUACUAUCUUAUAUGCGUCCAGGAAGGCCUGGAUUGCAGGAGAGUGGCAGGUCCUACACCGAGAAGGGGCAAUGACCAUGGCCUUGCUAGAAAACCUGGUGGCAGGAAAUGUGUACAUCGUCAAGAUAUCUGCCUCUAAUGAGGUGGGAGAAGGACCCUUUUCAAAUUCUGUAGAGCUGGCAGUACUUCCAAAGGAAACUUCUGAGUCAAAUCAGAGGCCCAAGCGUCUAGAUUCUGCUGAUGCCAAAGUUUAUUCAGGCUAUUACCAUCUGGACCAAAAAUCAAUGACUGGCAUUGCCGUAGGCGUUGGCAUCGCCUUGACCUGCAUCCUCAUCUGUGUUCUCAUCUUGAUAUACCGAAGUAAAGCCAGAAAAUCAUCAGCUUCCAAGAUGGUACAGAAUGGCACUCAACAUUUAUCUCGGACCAGUGCCUCCCUAGCUAGUGGCAAUGAAGUAGGAAAGAACCUGGAAGGAGCUGUAGAAAAUGAAGAAUCCUUAAUGCCGAUGAUAAUGCCAAACAACUUCAUUGAUGCAAAGGGAGGAACGGACCUGAUAAUUAAUAGCUAUGGUCCUAUAAUUAAAAACAACUCUAAGAAAAAAUGGCUUUUUUUCCAAGAUUCUAAGAAGACGAAAGUUGAGCAGCCUCAAAGAAGAUUUACUCAAGCAGUCUGCUUUUACCAGCCAGGCACUACUGUAUUAAUCAGUGAUGAAGACUCCCCCAGCUCCCCGGGUCAAACAACCAGCUUCCCAAGACCCUUUGGUGUUACAGCUGAUACUGAGCAUUCGGCAAAUAGUGAAGGCAGCCAUGAGACUGGGGAUUCUGGAAGGUUCUCCCACGAGUCCAAUGAUGAGAUACACCUGUCUUCAGUUAUAAGUACCACCCCCCUGACCUCCAGUUCCUUCACUGGCAGUGAUUCUGGUGGGGAUCCCUCACUGAGGAGAUGUGAAGACCCUGCAGUGCCAUUGGAUGCUGAGCAAACUUCCUCUUCCGUUCUGCAGCCCCCAUCUGCCAUGAUGUGCUUUGAUAAAAAUGAUUUUCCAAUCUAG